This is a messenger RNA of Jaculus jaculus (lesser Egyptian jerboa), 1232 nucleotides long. RefSeq names its product deoxyhypusine synthase (gene Dhps). The record is from RefSeq and is a predicted model, not a curated record. Bases 1 to 1110 code for a protein of 369 amino acids. Gene Ontology annotation, cellular component: cytoplasm. Gene Ontology annotation, biological process: peptidyl-hypusine biosynthetic process. NCBI's taxonomy places the organism in Eukaryota, Metazoa, Chordata, Mammalia, Rodentia, Dipodidae. Gene Ontology annotation, molecular function: deoxyhypusine synthase activity. The transcript has 9 exons.
AUGGCGGGGUCCUCGGAGGGCGCGGCGCCGGCCGCGGCGCUGGCCGCCGUGCUCAGGCGCAGCUCGGGCUUGCCUCCCGAGAGCGCCCCGGUCCGCGGCUACGACUUCAGCCGCGGCGUGGACUACGGCGCGCUCCUAGACGCCUUCCGCACCACCGGCUUCCAGGCCACCAACUUCGGGCGGGCGGUGCAGCAGGUCAACGCCAUGAUCGAGAAGAAGCUGGAACCUCUGGCGCAGGAUGAAGACCAGUAUGCAGACCUGACCCACAGCCUUCGGCCACUCACGGGCUGCACCAUUUUCCUGGGCUACACAUCCAACCUCAUCAGUUCAGGCAUCCGUGAGACCAUUCGCUACCUCGUGCAACACAACAUGGUGGACGUAUUGGUGACCACUGCUGGAGGUGUGGAGGAGGACCUCAUCAAAUGUCUGGCGCCCACAUACAUUGGCGAGUUCAGCCUCAGAGGGAAGGACCUCCGGGAGAACGGGAUCAACAGGAUCGGGAACCUACUUGUGCCCAAUGACAAUUACUGCAAGUUUGAGGACUGGCUGAUGCCCAUUCUGGACCAGAUGGUGCUGGAGCAGAACACCGAGGGCGUUAAGUGGACCCCUUCCAAGAUGAUUGCCCGUUUGGGCAAGGAGAUCAACAACCCAGAAUCAGUGUAUUACUGGGCCCAGAAGAACCACAUCCCUGUGUUGAGCCCUGCACUCACGGAUGGUUCACUGGGCGACAUGAUCUUCUUCCAUUCCUACAAGAACCCAGGCCUUGUUCUGGACAUCGUUGAGGACUUGCGGCUUAUCAACACACAGGCCAUCUUCGCCAAACGCUCAGGCAUGAUCAUCCUGGGUGGAGGUGUGGUCAAGCAUCACAUUGCCAACGCCAACCUCAUGCGGAAUGGGGCCGAUUAUGCCGUCUACGUCAACACAGCCCAGGAGUUUGAUGGCUCGGACUCGGGUGCUCAUCCAGACGAAGCUGUCUCUUGGGGCAAGAUCCGGAUGGAUGCACAGCCCGUGAAGGUCCACGCAGAUGCCUCCCUGGUCUUCCCCCUCCUUGUGGCGGAAACCUUUGCCCGGAAAGCAGAUGCCUUCAUGCCCGAGAAGAGCAAGGACUGAGAAGAGCAAGGACGAGCCUGUCCCAGGGCCUCACUCCUCUAUUUAUUUGCAUGCAGCCCCGCCUGGGCCCGCGCGCUGGUCAGCAGUGCCCCCAGAAUAAAAGGUCUCUGUUGGCCUUCCAA